AUGGUUUUUGAACGGAAUUUGACCGAUUUAGUCCGUGGACUUAGAAAUCAUAAAGAGAACGAGGCCAAGUUUAUUACAUCUUGUCUGGAUGAAAUAAAACAGGAGCUCAAACAAGAGAAUGCAAAUGUCAAGGCUAAUGCUGUCACUAAGCUCAUUUAUAUUCAAAUGUUGGGUUAUGACAUCAGUUGGGCAGCUUUCAAUAUUAUUGAAGUCAUGAGUUCAUCAAAAUUCACCUUCAAGCGUAUUGGAUAUCUCUCUGCAUCGCAAUGUUUCCAUGAAGAUCUCGAUAUUCUAAUGCUAACAACAAACAUGGUUAGAAAGGAUCUUGCAAGUACCAAUAUGUACGAUGCUGGGGUUACUCUGAAUGGUUUAUCCUGUUUUCUCACACCAGACUUGGCUAGAGAUCUGGCAAAUGAUGUUACCAAUUUGCUUGUGGCCACUCGUCCGUACAUAAGAAAACGAGGAAUCUUGUUGCUGUUUAAAAUUUUCCUGAAGUUUCCUGAGGCAUUGCGUCCUGCAUUUCCCCGAUUGAAAGACAAGUUGGAAGACAGUGAACCAGGUGUUCAAUCUGCGGCAGUAAAUGUAAUAUGUGAACUUGCUCGGAAAAACCCUAAGAACUAUCUCUCACUCGCACCCGUCUUCUUCAAACUGAUGAACAGCUCGACAAAUAACUGGACGUUGAUCAAGAUCAUUAAGCUGUUUGGUGCUUUAUGUCCAUUGGAACCACGUUUGGGAAAGAAAAUGAUCGAACCUCUGACCAAUCUGAUACACACAACUUCAGCAAUGUCCUUACUCUACGAGUGCGUGAACACGAUGAUAUCAGGACUUCCCAACCACACACCAUCAAUGCAGUUAUGUGUUCAGAAGUUAAGAAUCUUCAUUGAAGACUGUGAUCAAAACUUAAAAUACCUUGGACUGUUAGCAAUGUCAAAGAUUUUAAAAGUUCACCCAAAAGCGGUUAUGCCACUGAAAGAUAUCAUUUUGCAUUGUCUCGAUGAUAAGGACGAGUUCAUCCGUAGAAGGGCACUUGAUCUCAUCGUGGGAAUGGUUACGAAAAAGAAUUUAAUGGAUAUUGUCAAAAAAUUGAUUCAUCAAACGGAGAAAUGUGACAGUUCUGGAUAUCGUGAUGAACUUAUAUCAAAGAUAAUUAUGAUUUGCAGUCAGUCUGACUAUCAGCAUAUCACAAACUUCGAAUGGUACAUAGACGUUUUAAUUCAGCUGACAAAGGUUGAAGGGACAAGGCAUGGUAAACUCAUUGCUGCCCAAAUGUUGGACGUUCCUAUUCGUGUAAAGGCUGUGAGGUCAUACGCCGUACAAUGUCUUUCGUUCCUGCUGGACAGUUCAGACUUGUUAAGUGGUUCGAUACAGAAGCAUGGCAUGUGUGAAGUUCUGUUUGCUGCAGCGUGGAUUUGUGGAGAGUUUGCUAAUUUUCUUCCGGACCAGAAAACUGUGUUAAUGUUUAUGUUGAAGUCUAGAGUUGCUUCUCUUCCUGGGCAUAUUCAGAGUGUCUAUGUCCAAAACAUUCUCAAACUCUAUUCCUACAUAAUGGCGAAAGCAGAAGAUGAGGGAGACAUGGCAAGAGCUCAGGAACUUGGACAAAUGGUGGUGGAUAGGUUACCGAUGUUUACGCAAAGUAGUGAUUUAGAAGUCCAGGAAAGGGCUUGUGUUGGUCUUCAACUGAUUAAGUACGUUUUGAAACUCCAAGCAAAAGGUGUUCAGUGUUCUGCGGAAGUGUCUUUAUUAUUUACUGGCGAACUUAAUCCAGUUGCAACUAAAGCUCAAAAGAAAGUGCCAGUUCCUGAGGGGCUUGAUCUUGACAAGUGGAUAAAUGAUCCACCUGAAAGUUCAGAAGAGGAAGUUGAAGAUGAAGAUAUUGACAGCAUGUUCUUCGAAGUGGAUAAGUCAGAGAAAUCGUAUAAGAAACCGGAGCCUAAAGUGGACGAAAAAGAAUUAGAAAAGUUAAGGGAGAAGAGACGCGAGGAGCAAAUGCUUAAUCCACAUUACUUGAAAGGAAGCACGUCCAACAGAAAGAAGAAUUCUCAGCAAAUGAAAAUUGAAGACAUACCUGUGGCGUCAUUAGAAAUACCUGUUUCCCUUCACAUUGAAGGCUCCAGUGCUUCAAAAUCUUCACGAAAAUCAAAGAGCAAGAAGAAAAGAGGAAGGAAAGGGCGAAAAGGAGAUUCUGAUUCUGAUGAGCCUCGUCCUGUUUAUCAAGUAUUGAAAACUGUUGAAGGGGAAAUGCCUGACAAUGCUCGUGUCUCUGAUGAAGAAGAUGAAGAUGACAACAAAGUUAAUGUCAAUGAUCCCCACAGUCUACUGAACGUUGAUCUUGAGAAACCUCUCGAGGACAGUGAAAGGCUACCUGUCCGCACUCAUCGUGUCACUUCACCUCAGACGGAGAAGAAUGAAACUGAAGAGACUGAAGUUAAAGAAAAGAAGAAGAAAGACAAACAUAGAAAGAAAUCGCAUGGUGAUGACAAAAAGCACCGACAUGGCAAGCAUAAGCAUGGGAAAAAGAAAAAACACCACACGUCAGAACAAAAAACGGAAACUCCAGAAGCAACAGAGGAUGUACAACCUGUAGUUCCUGAAGUCCAAGCUGUGGUAGAUGAACCGGAAGACGAUGUACCGCAGAAAUCGCCUGAUAUAAACGAUGUCGACUAUUGGCUAUCUACUCCCGAACCGAAGCCAGUAGUAACACAGACUCCCGCAUCAACUGAUAAAGAUGAGGUGAAAGUUGAGUCGCCUGUGAAACCGGCAUCAGAAACUGUCGAAACUCCAAAAUCAUCUAAAUCUAAAAAAAGUAAAUCGGAGAAAAAAUCAAAAGAAAAGAAACAUAAACGAGAUAAAAAGAAACCACGAGACGAACCUGAUGAACAAAAUAUACAGCCUGAUGUUCCAGCUGAGGAACCUUCGAUGAUUAAUUUAGGUGAUUUGGAACAAGAACCAGAGGAAACAACAAAGUAUAAGUUACUCGCGGAGGAUAAAAAUAUUAGACUAACGUAUGAUAUGAAACCAAAUCCACAAGUAACUGGGCAAAUUGUAGCUUUAGUUGUUUUCAAUAACUUGACUGAAUUGCACAUGAAAAAUUUGGAGAUGAAUAUUAUGGACACCUUAAACACCAAAAUGGUUAGACCACUGGAUAAUUCAUCACAUGAUUCUGUCAAAGUUCCGUUUCAACUACCUGCAGGGGCUGCGAACGAAGGUCAGUUCGCGUUCAAGUCGGAGAAAGUUGGAGUUCCUCAAAAACUAAGAGCAACUCUUACCUACAUGAUACAGAAUGAAAACGGAGCGACAAGCGAAAAAUUAGACUUUAAACUUGCUGUUCCUUGUUCUUCGUAUAUAAUACCUACGGCCUGCUCAAGUGAUAACUUUGCAGCAUUACUGAGCAGUGGUGAACUGACCGGAAAAGCAUCGACCGAGGUCUCUGUAGCUGCGGAGGUCGAUUUCGGUUUUAUAAUAUCGAAAAUUUGCCACAACCUUCAUUUAUCAGUUGUUGAGCGUGUUGAUAACAGUGCGUCGUUAUUUGGGCGUUCAAUUUUGCAAGAUAACUUGUGUUUCCUUAUUAAAAAGAAUGAGACGAACGUCACAGUUGAUGCAAAAUCGAGUGACCACGCCUUGGUAUCGAAUAUCUUUGAAGAAAUGAAAACCUUACUAAAAGAAUUGCAAUGAUGAAUUGCAUUUGAAAAUGACAUUAAUAUUUAUACCUGCUAAGUCCUGCUUAAUGAAAUGACCAAUGGUUAAAUUAUGGUAAAUGAUAAUAGAUUUCAAACAGUAUUUCGAAAUGUUCCUCCUCGAUGCAAAUUUUUUUUAGUUUAAAUUUUAGGUGUUUAAAAGAUUUUCGUACAAAAUUGAUACCAAUGAUGUAUUCAAGAACUAUAUUUAGGAUGAAUAAAUAUGGGGGGAAUCGUAUAAAUCCAGAUGGUUAAUUCAAUCAUUCAAUUCCUUUGCUUGUCUAUGUUUCAAUUCAAUGCUGAUCAUUAUAGGAAUAUUGUCAAACGGAAAUAACACUAAAAAAGCCAGGGCUGGAGGUUAUUCUGGAAUCCGUCCACUCAAGAAAACGCU
Molecule: messenger RNA, 4065 nt
Organism: Dendronephthya gigantea
Lineage: Eukaryota; Metazoa; Cnidaria; Anthozoa; Malacalcyonacea; Nephtheidae
Product: AP-3 complex subunit delta-1-like
Exons: 45
Coding region: 1-3672 (1223 amino acids)
Biological process (GO): protein targeting to vacuole; Golgi to vacuole transport
Cellular component (GO): AP-3 adaptor complex; endosome membrane; membrane coat
Source: RefSeq, a predicted model, not a curated record